Messenger RNA from Mercenaria mercenaria, 828 nucleotides. RefSeq names its product 60S ribosomal protein L10a-like. Gene Ontology annotation, biological process: translation. Gene Ontology annotation, cellular component: large ribosomal subunit. The record is from RefSeq and is a predicted model, not a curated record. Gene Ontology annotation, molecular function: RNA binding; structural constituent of ribosome. Lineage: Eukaryota; Metazoa; Mollusca; Bivalvia; Venerida; Veneridae. The transcript has 5 exons. The coding region runs from base 116 to 766 and encodes 216 amino acids.
AUUUUUACACAAUUUUUGUCGCGACUUCCAGAUACGACGAUCAAAAUCUCGUUUGUGAAAUCUAAACGAGAUUUCAUCCAAGUACUUCCUUUUCCGGUUACACAAUAGAGGCAGGAUGAGUAAGAUCAGCAGAGACAACUUACAGGAGGCAAUUUCUACUGUUGUGAAGAGCUCAAAGAAGAAGAGGAGACAUUUUACCGAAUCUGUUGAACUCCAGAUUGCGUUGAAGAAUUAUGACCCUCAAAAGGACAAGCGUUUUGCUGGCACCGUCAGGCUGAUGCAUGUACCAAAACCGAAGAUGAAGGUGUGUAUCCUUGGAGACCAGGUACACAUUGAUCAGGCAAAGGCCAAUGAACUCCCAUGUAUGGAUGCUGAUGCCCUGAAGAAACUGAAUAAGGACAAAAAGCUUGUCAAGAAACUAGCCAAGAAGUACAGUGCUUUUAUUGCCUCUGACACCCUGAUUAAACAGAUCCCUAAGCUCUUGGGACCUGGUCUGAACAGAGCUGGCAAAUUCCCUACACCCAUGUCUCAUCAGGACUCUAUGAUGAACAAGGUAGAAGAGACCAGAGCCACCAUCAAGUUUCAGCUGAAGAAGGUACUGUGUUUAGCCACUUGUGUGGGUCACUUGAAGAUGACUGAAGAACAAUUGUACCAAAACAUCUCUCUGGCUAUCAACUUCCUGGUGUCUUUAUUGAAGAAGAACUGGCAAAACGUGAGGGCGCUCUACAUCAAGAGUACCAUGGGCAAGGCACAGAGAAUCUACUAAACUUGAAAAUGCUAUUGAACUGUAUCAGCUUAUGUAGAAUAAAAUCUGUGAUUGUCCUAAUA